CGCCGCGGGACGCGGCACCUUCGCGGGCGAAGCUGCUCACUUCCAGGCGCGAGUGUUACACAACACGCCUGCCAAGUGGGGCCCCGGCCUGACUGUUCCCAUUAUCCCCAAUUCGCCUUUGGUGUAAUCAGCGAGGCCACCUGGGUGGUGACGGUGCUGCUUUCUUCAACCAACCAACCAAAAAAGCCCUCAAUUUUCGGACAGGGGCUCGGGUCUUGGCGUUGGGGGGCCCGAUACCUAGUGACUUCUUUAUUUACACUAGCUGCAAAACGUGAGAAAUAAAAAAGCCCAGGGUCUGUGUAUCACGUGUAGUUUCAUGUAAUGGAACACCACAGAGGGAAAUAUCUUCAGAUGCUGGGUUUAUUUCCUAAAGAAUACCAGUAAUGAACCAGAGAAAAUGCAAGUAGAUCUGAAAAUGAAUGGAUACUGCAAAAUCCUAAAGAAGUUUAGAAAACAUCAGCUGCAAGGGUUCUUGGCGUUUUGAAGUCGUGGGUGUCUCAGAUUGGAGAAAGCACACCUCUAACCAGCCUGUGAUGAAUAAGGUGGGGACGAAAAAGCCUGUUGCAUAAUCUCAUUUGCCGUGGGGUUUGCUGUGCCGUCCCCUUGAACCAAAGGGAAGUGAGUUAAGAUGCAGGGUUUUAAAACUCUGUGAAGUUUUUAUUUACCCAGUGCUCUGGCUGCCACUUCUGUUUUAAAAGAUUAUAAGUAAAUAAUCUGCUCUUCCAAGUGAACCAAACCUAUCAAACCUGUUUAGAAAAUAAACCAGGCUUUCAGUCCAGUGUAAAGCUGUUGGAGCGCGGGAGCAAAGGUAAAGAAUGAUGUAAUGCGCUGGCUGCCCCAAAGCAUCUUUUGUUGUGGAAUGGUUAUUCCAGUCAUCUCUUUAUGAAUCAAAUGUGAGGGGCUGCUUUGUGGACGGAGUCCUUUGCAAGAGCACAUCAACGGGAAAGAGAAAGAGACAUUCACUUGGAGGGCUCUUGCUGAAAAUGGGUUUAACUCUCCUUUUGCCAGUCACCACCAGCCUGACCUCAUACACUUUUAGUACAAUGGAGUGGCUGAGCCUUUGAGCGCACCACCAUUACAUCAUCGUGGCAAAUUAAAGAAGGAGGUGGGAAAAGAGGACUUAUUGUUGUCAUGGCCCAUGAGAUGAUUGGAACUCAAAUUGUUACUGAGAGGUUGGUGGCUCUGCUGGAAAGUGGAACGGAAAAAGUGCUGCUAAUUGAUAGCCGGCCAUUUGUGGAAUACAAUACAUCCCACAUUUUGGAAGCCAUUAAUAUCAACUGCUCCAAGCUUAUGAAGCGAAGGUUGCAACAGGACAAAGUGUUAAUUACAGAGCUCAUUCAGCAUUCAGCGAAACAUAAGGUUGACAUUGAUUGCAGUCAGAAGGUUGUAGUUUACGAUCAAAGCUCCCAAGAUGUUGCCUCUCUCUCUUCAGACUGUUUUCUCACUGUACUUCUGGGUAAACUGGAGAAGAGCUUCAACUCUGUUCACCUGCUUGCAGAUCUUCUUUCUUCUCCCUCAUUGAAGCCUUUGAGCAAUAUGGCUUUGGGGAAACAAGGCUCUUCCAUCAGUUUGGGAAAGGACCAUGGCCGUUUUAGCCUGGUCACAGCUGGGAGGCCAGGACCCCGUGAAUAUCAUCAGCAAUGUCCCUGCAUCCAAGGGAGAGUUGAAGGUGGGUUUGCUGAGUUCUCUCGUUGUUUCCCUGGCCUCUGUGAAGGAAAAUCCACUCUAGUCCCUACCUGCAUUUCUCAGCCUUGCUUACCUGUUGCCAACACUGGGCCAACCCGAAUUCUUCCCAAUCUUUAUCUUGGCUGCCAGCGAGAUGUCCUCAACAAGGAGCUGAUGCAGCAGAAUGGGAUUGGUUAUGUGUUAAAUGCCAGCAAUACCUGUCCAAAGCCUGACUUUAUCCCUGAGUCUCAUUUCCUGCGUGUGCCUGUGAAUGACAGCUUUUGUGAGAAAAUUUUGCCAUGGUUGGACAAAUCAGUAGAUUUCAUUGAGAAAGCAAAAGCCUCCAAUGGAUGUGUCCUAGUGCACUGUUUAGCUGGGAUCUCCCGCUCUGCCACCAUCGCUAUUGCCUACAUCAUGAAGAGGAUGGACAUGUCUUUAGAUGAAGCUUACAGAUUUGUGAAAGAAAAAAGACCUACUAUAUCUCCAAACUUCAAUUUUCUGGGCCAACUCCUGGACUAUGAGAAGAAGAUUAAGAACCAGACAGGAGCAUCAGGGCCAAAGAGCAAACUCAAGCUGCUGCACCUGGAGAAGCCAAAUGACCCCGUCCCUGCUGUCUCAGAGGGUGGACAGAAAAGCGAGACGCCCCUCAGUCCACCCCGUGCCGACUCUGCUACCUCAGAGGCAGCAGGGCAAAGGCCCGUGCAUCCCGCCACUGUGCCCAGCGUGCCCAGCGUGCAGCCGUCACUGUUAGAGGACAGCCCGCUGGUACAGGCGCUCAGUGGGCUGCACCUGUCCGCAGACAGGCUGGAAGACAGCAAUAAGCUCAAGCGUUCCUUCUCUCUGGAUAUCAAAUCAGUUUCAUAUUCCGCCAGCAUGGCAGCAUCCUUACAUGGCUUCUCCUCAUCAGAAGAUGCUUUGGAAUACUACAAACCUUCCACUACUCUGGAUGGGACCAACAAACUAUGCCAGUUCUCCCCUGUGCAGGAACUAUCAGAGCAGACUCCUGAAACCAGUCCUGAUAAGGAGGAGGCCAGCAUCCCCAAGGAGCCGCAGACCACCAGGCCUUCAGACAGCCAGAGCAAGCGAUUGCACUCGGUCAGAACCAGCAGCGGUGGCACCACGCAGAGGUCCCUUUUAUCUCCAUUGCAUCGAAGUGGGAGUGUGGAGGACAAUUACCACACCAGCUUCCUUUUCGGCCUGUCCACCAGCCAGCAGCACCUCACGAAGUCUGCUGGCCUGGGCCUUAAGGGUUGGCACUCGGAUAUCUUGGCCCCCCAGACCUCUACCCCUUCCCUGACCAGCAGCUGGUAUUUUGCCACAGAGUCCUCACACUUCUACUCUGCCUCAGCCAUCUACGGAGGCAGUGCCAGCUACUCUGCCUACAGCUGCAGCCAGCUGCCCACUUGCGGGGACCAAGUCUAUUCCGUGCGCAGGCGGCAGAAGCCAAGUGACAGAGCUGACUCACGGCGGAGCUGGCAUGAAGAGAGCCCCUUUGAAAAGCAGUUUAAACGCAGAAGCUGCCAAAUGGAAUUUGGAGAGAGCAUCAUGUCGGAGAACAGGUCACGGGAAGAGCUGGGGAAAGUGGGCAGUCAGUCUAGCUUUUCGGGCAGCAUGGAAAUCAUUGAGGUCUCCUGAGAAGAAAAACACUUGUGACUUCUAUAGACAAUUUGUUUUUCUCGUUCACAAAAAAAUUCCCUGUAAAUCUGAAAUAUAUAUAUGUACAUACAUAUAUAUUUUUGGAAAAUGGAGCUAUGGUGUAAAAGCAACAGGUGGAUCGACCCAGUUGUUACUCUCUUAACAUCUGCAUUUGAGAGAUCAGCUAAUAGUUCUCUCAACAAAAAUGGAAGAGCAGAUGCUAGAAUCCCCCCUAGACAGAGGAAACCAUUUUAUUCAGUGAAUUACACAUCCUCUUGUUCUUAAAAAGCAAGUGUAUUUGGUGUUGGAGGACAAAAUCCCCUACCAUUUUCACGCUGUGCUACUAAGAGAUCUCAAAUAUUCGUCUUUGUCCGGUCCUUUCCAUAGUACACCUUAGCGCUGAGACUGAGCCAGCUUGGGGGUCAGGUAGGUAGACCCUGUUAGGGACAGAGCCUAGUGGGAAAUCCAAGAGAAAUGAUCCUAUCCAAAGCUGAUUCACAAAGCCACGCUCACCUGACAGCCGAGGGACACGAGCAUCACUCUGCUGGACGGACCAUUAGGGGCCUUGCCAAGGUCUACCUUAGAGCAAACCCAGUACCUCAGACAGCAAAGUUGGGGCUUUGACCACUACCAUGUCAGUAGCCCGUUUUCUAGGCAUUGUGAAUAGGUAGGUAGCUAGUCACACUUUUCAGACCAAUUCAAACUGUCUAUGCACAAAAUUCCAGUGGGCCUGGAUGGAGGUAAUUUUUUUUCUUCUUCUCAGCUUUAUGAAGAGAAGGGAACUGUCUAGGAUUCAGCCAAACUGCCAGGAACCUGGUAAUCAUGAUUUAAGCUAAGGUUGGGAGGCUAACAAGUCAACCUCCCUCUUUGUAAAUCAAAGAAUUAUUUAGAAUGGGAUUGUCAGUCCUUUAAAUAUAAAGAUGAACUUGGUUUCAAGCCAGAUGUGAAUUUAUUUGGGUGGUAGCAGACCAGCAGUACCUUCAAGUUCUCCGCCAAAGUAGAUGUGUUUGCCCUUUCUGCUUCACUGCAUGGAUACAGCUGGUAAAAUGUAACAAUAUGGCAGAAUUUUAUAGGAAACUACCUAGGGAGGUAAAGUAUGGGAAGAUUAAGAAAGGUAUAAAUUGCUGAGGAGAAGCAGGAAACCUAUUUCCUUAGCGGCUUUUAUCCCCUCGGCACGUGAUGGGGCUGGUGUUUCUGUAAUUGCCUCAGACUUUCGAAUUUACUAGUAGGGCUGAGAGAGACUUUAGUGAGGAAGGAAUAUUCAGAAUAAAACUGUUGAGAAAGCUGAGAAGACCACUGAGUUUGGAUCAGUCACUGUGAGUAGAGUGCAAAGCCAUGGCCAGGCUGUUUCUGGAAACGCUGGCCGGCAUGUCUUCAGUGGAAAGGGCACAUCAAAAUGGAGCGAGAGCAAGUCCUCAACUUACAAUCACUGUAUGGAAUCGGUCCUGGCAGCUGAACAUAGGAGGUCAUUGGAACAAGUACACAAGUGAUAGUGCAGAUCUGCCUUCAAACAGCCUCCUGGCUUGAGUUUUAUCAGCUACAAUGUGGGUCGUCUUUUGAAGCCUUAAUUCACGACAGCAGCUUUUUGGGGGUGGGGGUGGGGCUGGGCGGGUGUUGUCAUUGUUCUUUCCCUUCCUGUAAGUGUCGCUAGUUGCUGCCUCGUAUCUCAGGUUUUUCUCUGUUUGAGAAAUGGACAGUUUUUUGACCAGGAUGUGACUUCAUGUUUCCUAUGGUGACUUCUAAAACCAGCACAGAAUGACAUGACUCAACACAGACCGACUUGGUCAUGGGAUGAUGAGCCGCACAGACAUCACUAGUUGUGCACAAAUAAUGUACUAUGAUGGGGUGUAAAGUGAAGGCAGAAGAGGGUCAGCCGCGUUAUGAUACUGGGAAAGUGCUGGUCAAUGAUCUAAUUAUAUACAUUGAAAUCUUUAAUCAGACAUUCUCGUUUCACACAGUAAUUUUUGAUGUUAUGUACACACACACCAAACGUGUAACAGUUCACCACCUCCAGAAUGUGGUCAUAUCCAAAGCAUGUUGAAGGAAAGCAGGAGCUCCUUGCUAAGGAUGUUUCAGGAGGUUUGGGGGACUUGGUUUUAAUGAGCUUCUGUCAUUUAGGGCUUCUCUUGGCCAUGGUCCCCUUCCUUCUGGAACUGUGAUGUAGUCACACCCUACAGCCUUUAGUGCUGGUUCACUAGUGUCAGAUAAUCAGUUCUUGGAAGUGAGACUGCGAGGCGAAGGGGUGGCCUCGGAGGCAGGCUCUGGAGCUGCUUGGGUGUCUUUAGGUGGGGUGGUGGCUGGCUCUCUUCAGCAUGUAAUCGGGGAAACCCUGGCGUCUACUAGGGGUGAUACAGAUGGUGAUUUUAAAGAGCAAAACUAGACUUCUAUGUGAGGAAUGCUGGAAAAUGAUUUAGGACGUGUAAAGUUAGAUGGAAAGACUGUAAAUGUUUAAUAUGAAUAUAGUGUUCUUUUGAAGGCCAGCUGUUGAACGGUUAAAUUGUGCAUUUCUCAUUUUGAUGUGUCAUGUAUGUUAAUGUAUGAAAUGAUUAAAUAAAAUCAAAACUGGUACCUGUUUAUACAUAAA
Macaca mulatta (Rhesus monkey) is the source of this 5884-nucleotide messenger RNA. RefSeq names its product dual specificity phosphatase 16 (gene DUSP16). Gene Ontology annotation, molecular function: MAP kinase tyrosine phosphatase activity; MAP kinase tyrosine/serine/threonine phosphatase activity; protein tyrosine/threonine phosphatase activity. The record is from RefSeq and is a predicted model, not a curated record. Lineage: Eukaryota; Metazoa; Chordata; Mammalia; Primates; Cercopithecidae. Gene Ontology annotation, cellular component: cytoplasm; nucleus. Gene Ontology annotation, biological process: peptidyl-tyrosine dephosphorylation; negative regulation of MAPK cascade.